GCGGGCGGCGGCGGGGCCAUGGGCAAGGACUACUACCAGACGCUGGGCCUGGCCCGCGGCGCGUCCGACGAGGAGAUCAAGCGGGCCUACCGGCGCCAGGCGCUGCGCUACCACCCGGACAAGAACAAGGAGCCGGGCGCGGAGGAGAAGUUCAAGGAGAUCGCCGAGGCCUACGACGUGCUCAGCGACCCGCGCAAGCGCGACAUCUUCGACCGCUACGGGGAGGAAGGCCUGAAGGGCAGUGGCCCCAGUGGCGGGAGCAGCGGCGGCGCUAACGGCACCUCUUUCAGCUACACAUUCCACGGAGACCCUCAUGCCAUGUUCGCCGAGUUCUUCGGCGGCAGGAAUCCCUUUGACACCUUUUUUGGGCAACGCAAUGGCGAGGAAGGCAUGGACAUAGAUGACCCGUUCUCUGCUUUUCCCAUGGGAAUGGGCGGCUUCCCCAACUUUGGACGCUCGCGGUCUGCCCAGGAGCCCACCCGGAAGAAACAGGACCCCCCAGUCACCCACGACCUGCGGGUCUCCCUGGAAGAGGUCUACAGCGGCUGUACCAAGAAGAUGAAGAUCUCCCACAAGCGGCUGAACCCGGACGGAAAGAGCAUUCGCAACGAAGACAAGAUCCUGACCAUUGAAGUGAAGCGGGGCUGGAAAGAAGGGACCAAAAUCACCUUCCCCAAGGAAGGAGACCAGACCUCCAACAACAUUCCCGCGGACAUCGUCUUUGUUCUAAAGGACAAGCCGCACAACAUCUUUAAGAGAGACGGCUCUGAUGUCAUCUUCCCUGCCAGGAUCAGCCUGAGGGAGGCUCUCUGCGGCUGCACAGUGAACGUCCCCACUCUGGACGGCAGGACCAUCCCUGUGGUAUUCAAGGAUGUCAUCAGGCCUGGCAUGCGGCGGAAAGUGCCUGGAGAAGGCCUCCCUCUCCCCAAAACACCUGAGAAACGUGGGGACCUCGUCAUCGAGUUCGAAGUGGUCUUCCCCGAGCGGAUCCCUCCGUCGUCCAAAACAGUCCUGGAGCAGGCUCUUCCCAUAUAGCCGCCCGCGCUCCCGAGGACCGAGCGAGGACCUCUGGCCAGAGGGCGGGAGGGCCCAGGGAGGGCUUUCGUCCUGCUGUUUUCCACAGAAUAUAUACAGUCUUUGAAAGUCGUGCACUGGACUUCAGUGGUUUUUCCAGCAGUAGGCAGGCGUGGUCGCAGCAGGGAAGGGUGUUGGCCCCUGCCCUGCUGGACCGCGCAGCCCUCCUGGGAUGGGCUAACCCUGUCCCCAGCCCCUCCCCAGGGGCGUCAGGCACGCCUGCAGCUGGACUCGCCUUUCCGUUGUCCCUUUGUUUCUGGCUGACAGGUGGCAUCUACCUGCCGUCCUGGCUACCGUACCCCAUGCGCUUGUCAGGCUCUGCUGUGUGACUGUCCUUUCAUUCCGUAUUUGUCCCCCACGCCUUGCUCCUCCCUGAAGAACCCUGUCUUUCCUUUUGACCAUCUCAAACUGAGACCAGUUCCCUAGGACUGCGGCCGGCACCAGCAAUACCUCACUGCGGCAGGGCGUGGGGCUUCCCGCUGUCCUGGAGCCAGGCUCUGGGCCCGACCAAAGCAGGAUCCCCGGACCUCCAGCUGCGCGGAAGCAGGUGGCCGGCUCAGUCACACUCGCAAACCUUUGGCUUAGCUGGGCCUUCCUUCAGCCCCAGUCGUUUUUUGUAUGUGUGUGUAACGGACUCUGGACUCUCAGAAGGGUCUGAUCCUUCCGAAUUUUGCACAGCCCUAGAUACAAUCCCUUUUGAUAAAAGGGUCUUAGCUUCUGAUUACAGGAGCGCUGGGACUUCUGUAAAUGCGUUUUUAUAAACCCUGUACAGUGGGUGUGCGCCCAGCAGUCCAGCAGCUGCUGCUCUCCGCGCAGCGCUGCCGCGGUUCUCGAGGCAGACCUUGGGAGUGGGGGAACGAAGCGGAUGUCUGUUCUCUGGAGGCCAGUCUGGUGCUCAGACCUUUAGACUCAUUGUAAGUUGCCACUGCCGACACGGACCAAAGUGUGUGACUUGUCAUUAUGCAGUGUGACAGCAUUAAAAACUGAUGCUAAACCUCAAA
Jaculus jaculus (lesser Egyptian jerboa) is the source of this 2075-nucleotide messenger RNA. RefSeq names its product DnaJ heat shock protein family (Hsp40) member B1 (gene Dnajb1). Bases 19 to 1035 code for a protein of 338 amino acids. Lineage: Eukaryota; Metazoa; Chordata; Mammalia; Rodentia; Dipodidae. The transcript has 3 exons. Gene Ontology annotation, cellular component: cytosol. The record is from RefSeq and is a predicted model, not a curated record. Gene Ontology annotation, molecular function: Hsp70 protein binding; transcription corepressor activity.